AUGACAGCUCAAACCACCAAGCGCACUCGCUCGCAGACGUUACCAGCUGCCAAGCACGUGAACGGCGACGACCAUCUGUCAAUGCAGUUCCGACAACACGAGUCUUUGUGUCUUGUAAAUAAUCAGGUCCAGCACGACGAACAGCCGCGACGUAAGCGGCCCAUGGUUUCUGUUAAUCUGAGGCAGGAGGCCUCGCAAUGGAUGCGAGCACUGGAAGAGUCCAUGGAAGAGACAAGCUUUGUUACUCGCGAGGCACCGACGAGUGCGGCCUUGGUAGCACCGGUUCCGAAUCUUCUUGGCAACAGAAGGACUAGCAACCUUGUACCUGUGCAUUUAGCGGUGCUAGGUGCUCGAAGACUGGGAAUCCCUGCAACUUCAGCGCCGCUGAGGACGAGUUAUAGCAGUGCAGACGAGGAGGCAAUUCGAAGGCGACGACUUUUUGCCUUGCAAGCGACACGAGGCGGUGGAAAAGACGAUGAAGCUCGACCGGCGACAGAAGGAUUGGUCUUAUAG
Molecule: messenger RNA, 513 nt
Organism: Peronospora belbahrii
Lineage: Eukaryota; Oomycota; Peronosporomycetes; Peronosporales; Peronosporaceae
Source: the annotation of a GenBank genome assembly